GAAAAGGCUCGCGAUUUCCAGAUUUCCAGAGUUUCUGGUCCCGGUUGGUGCCUGAGGACAUCAUCGGCCCAGAGGCAAGGCAAGAAUAUCGGCUGGAUAUGAUGCAGAGGCCUUUGUCAGAUGAUUUCGUCAUUGACGUCAUGGCAGAGAACGCCGAUGGAAAUUCUUGGCAAGCUCUCGCCUUUGAUUGUGUCUACUCCUUCCUAGUAGCGAUCAACCAGCUCCUUCAUAAAGGCUUCAAGGAGCACGAAAUAAAGGGGGAGUUGCUUCUCAAGGAGCUGCGAAAUGCGAGCUUCACGGGAGUUUCCGGCCACAUCACCUUCAACGAGGAUGGCGAUCGCAUGGGCGAGUAUGAGCUCUUGAACGUCCAGCUGGGCAGCUCUGGGUCUCUGGAAGCCUUGGGCGCCGCGAUCUUCAGCGCGCAGACGCGGAAGUUCACCUUCCGGACUGCCAUGGUGUGGAUGGACGGAUCCACGGGCGAGCUGCCACCGGAGAGUUUGUCGGCCUGCGAUCCCGGCUUCUACAAGGAUGAGACCCAGCAGUGCAAGAUCUGCCCACGAGGAACCAUGUGCCCUGGCGGCUCCAGUGGCCUCGUCACAUGCCCCAGAGGGGCCUUCGCAAACAGCACUGGGAUGUCGAAUUGCACGCUCUGUCCCAGAGGCACCUUCGCCAGAGAUGUGGGCUCCUUCGAGUGCAGUCCUUGCCAAGAGGGCUACGAAGCGCCGAGCAUGGGCUCAGAGACCUGCACCAGGUGCGAGUCCGGGAGCUACAUGCCGAACACCUUCGGCAUCCAGUGCCUGCCUUGUGGCAAGCAGCAGAUCACCCUGGAGAGCGGCGCGGAGUCGAGGGAUGACUGCCUCUGUGCGGAGGAGACCUUUAUGUGCGACAAGGGCUUCGACGCCAGGUGCAAGGGUUGUCCGGAUGGCUUGGUCUGCCCUGCGGGCCUCGAGCCACCCCUGCAGCAAGCGGGAUACUGGGCGGACCCCAUGGCCUUCAUGGAUUCCAGCACCUGUCAUGCAUCAGUCUUGCGCUGCCGCAACAGGAACGAGUGUCCCGCAGGCCCGCUGGGCUUGUGUGCCAGCGGCCGGGAGGGCUUGGCAUGCAACAACUGCCAGAGGAGCCAUUACCCGGUGGAGGAUGGGCCGGACACGGGGACCUGCCAGCCCUGUGGGGACGGUGAUGUCCUCCCGGGCAUCUUGCUGAUCGUCUUGGUGCCUCUCUCCCUCGUGGCCAUCAGCACGAUGAAGAUGGAGCCGAGCCAGCUGAGUUUCAACAUGCUUACCGCCGCGGCGGUGGCCAGCCAGUUGAUUGUUGCUAUUCAGGCUCUUGGCUCCAUGCAGCAGCUCUCCAUCGAGUGGCAGCAUCCGGUGAAAGCCCUCCUUGAGUUUACCGACAUUUUGACCCUUGAUUUCGACUUCGUCCGCAUUACUUGUCUUUCUGGGACUGACAGCCCGGUUCUCAAGUUCAUCAUGCGACUUCUUGCUUGUCCGGCUCUUUGUCUGACCCUCGUGGUGUCGUGGAUUCUGGCCAGGCUCGUGGGGCGGCCGAAGCCCCUGGACUCUCUCCUUAACCUCUGCGGCAUUUGCCUCUUUGCCUUCUUCCUGUCGAUCACCCUGGCAACGUUGAGCCCUCUGCGCUGCGUGCCAAAUCCCAACGGCACCAGUUCGCUGAUCACUGAUCCAGGCAUCAUCUGCUAUGUGUCGGACGAGCAUCUUUGGCUAGUAGGUUUGGCAGCCGCAGGCGUGCUGAGCCAACCAGUGCCGAUUCUCGCAUGGGCGACAUAUGCCACCGUCAUGUAUCCAUCGCGGGUUGCCAGUGGCCGAGCUCUUCGUCGCGUCAACCGCUACCGAUUCCUGUUCCACCGGUUCAAGCCAGAGAAGUACUACUAUGGCCUGGUGUUGCUGCUUCGCAAUGGCCUCGUGGCUACGCUGCCCAUCGUUACGGUGGAGUUGCCAGAGCUCCAGGUGCCUUCCAUGGGCUUGAUCCUCCUGGUUUCCGGGGCGAUUCAGGCGAGGACCUAUCCAUGGCGCACGGAAACCGCGAACCACGUGGAGCUGAUAUUGAUUGGCCUCCUGCUCCUCAUGCUGCUGGCCGCUGCGCCGUUGCUCAGCCACGAUCGCGAUCGGUCCUCCACCCUCUUGGGCUGGAUCCUUUGCCUGCCGGUGAUCGGAGUGCUCCUGGUCGGGUCUGUGGCGCUCUUCCGGGCACUGGCGCGGCAUGUGUAUCGCCGACGGCUGUACGGCAUCUUCCUCUGCCAUCACAAGGGUGGCGCCGGCAGUCUCUGUCGUCUGUUGAAGAUCUUGAUCGCUAGAAAAACGGAGACGCGCGUGUUCUUGGAUUGCGACCAACUCGAGAACCUGGACUUCCUCUUCGACAUCGUUCGCACGGCUACGAGGAGCAUCGUCGUGGUGCUGACAUCAGAGGUGCUCAAACGAGUUUGGUGUGCAGGCGAGAUUGCGACGGCGUUCAAGAACGGGGUCACCACGGUCCCGCUGCAGUGCGACGGCUACAUCCCACCGACAGAGGAGGGACGGGAGCUGAUCCUGUCUCUCUGGACCAAACAGCAGAAGCAAAUGCUCGCGAGCUACGGCAUCACCGACGAGGCGAUUUUGGCUGCGUACCACUGGUUGCAGGAGGAGUUGGAACCUAUCAAAAUGCCUCGAUUCGGGCCGGUCGCGGACAGGGAAGAAGCAGUCUGGGAGCUUUUGGGGCGUGGUGGCAUCCUCACAGCGGGGAAGCUGCUUCGCUCGCUAAGUCUAAAGCCGAGUACCUCCAGGAGUAGCUUGUCAACCGCGCGAGCUCGAAUUCUGAUCAUGAGCUCUGUCUCCGAUGCCGAGUGCCUUUCCUCCUGCGAAGUCUUCCAGCUCAUGUUGCAGGCGCAGCUCCGUGUCGAGUGCACCGUGGUGCAAAAUCGACGUCAGAUGUUGAAGUGGAAACCCUUUGCGUACUACCUGGUGGUGCUGCUUUUCCGCGGCAUCUUCUCGGAUUCGGGAUUCGCGCGACUACUCUUGACGGCUUUUUCACCACCAGGACGGUCUUUGGAGGUUUUGACGCUCAUCGCUGAUGUGCAGUUCGAGUUUCCAAGUUUUGACCUUGACCACAACCCGACGAUGAAUCCGGACAUGGAUGCCGACGACGUGGCCGAUCAGAGGCAGCUCCUCCAGGCUUACAAGAGCCUCGUCACAGUCCUUGCGCUACCGUUCUCACCACUUGCCUCUGAAGGUCUGCAGACGAGGCAGGUUGCCGAGAUAGCCGGCCGGAUGCACCGAUACAAGGAUCCAGCAUCGGCAGCUUCGCGUGAUGAGGCGGAUGACAACUUUACGAUGAAACAGAUCGAG
Molecule: messenger RNA, 3338 nt
Organism: Symbiodinium sp. CCMP2456
Lineage: Eukaryota; Dinophyceae; Suessiales; Symbiodiniaceae
Source: the annotation of a GenBank genome assembly